Racocetra fulgida is the source of this 821-nucleotide messenger RNA. The record is from the annotation of a GenBank genome assembly. Lineage: Eukaryota; Fungi; Glomeromycota; Glomeromycetes; Diversisporales; Gigasporaceae.
UUAGAGCAAUUUUGUCUGCUGCUGCUCCUAUUUCUCCUGAUGUUAUGGAUUUUUUGAAAAUUUGCUUUUCCCUUAAUGUUUUUGAAGGAUAUGGUCAAACUGAAAAUUCUGCUGCUUUGUCAUUCGUGCAUCUGGAAUCAGGUCAUGUAGGACCCCCACAAGUAUGCGUUGAAGUUAAGUUAGUAGAUGUACCUGAAAUGAACUAUACAUCAAAGGAUGAACCACAUCCAAGAGGUGAAAUAUGUGUUAGAGGCAAUUCUGUAUUUAAAGAAUAUUACAAAGAACCAAAGAAAACAAGCGAAGUACUUGAUAAAGAUGGUUGGUGCCAUACUGGUGAUAUUGGAAUGUGGGAUGAAUUAGGUAGACUUGUAAUUAUUGAUCGUGUUAAAAAUAUUUUUAAACUGGCUCAGGGUGAAUAUAUUGCUCCUGAAAAGAUUGAAAACGUUUACUGUAAACAUGAAUUAGUCGCUCAAGCAUUUAUAUAUGGUGAAUCACUUAAAACAUCAUUAGUUGCUAUAAUUGUGCCAGAUCGUGAUGCCCUAAUCUCAUGGGCAAAACAAAAUCAUUUGGAAAAACACUCAUUUGAAGAGCUAUGCGAACUUCCAGAAACCAAGAAACAUGUUCUUCAAUCCUUAAUUAAUCAUGGUAAAGCAAAUGAUCUGAAAGGAUUUGAAAAUGUGAAAAAUAUACAUUUGAUAUCUGAGAGUUUUAGUUUAGAAAAUGAUUUGUUAACUCCUACUUUUAAAUUGAAGAGGCAUCAGGCUAAAAUUAAGUUCCAAAAGGAAAUUGAAAAGUUGUAUUCUGAGAUAUCCCAAGCUUAA